UAGCAACAAGAUCGUCCCCCCCCACCGCGCUUUUUUUUUUUUUUUUGUUAAACUUCCAGCAGAAGUGCGGAUGUGAGUUGCACAUUGAUACGGAACAGGCCGCCAGUUUCCUUUUCAGCAAUGUGGGUAUAGGGAAUAAUCUUCAAGUGGAGCUAUGAAUCCGGAGGAGCAGACGGUGACAUGGUUGAUUUCUCUGGGAGUGCUCAGCUCGCCUAAGAAGAACAUCUCGGACCCGGAGGACUUUCUGAAAACAUCACUGAAGGAUGGGGUCGUCCUCUGCAAGCUCACGGAGCGGCUCAUACCUGGCUUUACUCCAAAGUACUGCCAGGAUCCGCGGACUGAAGCCGACUGCAUUUCAAACAUCAAGGAGUUUUUAAAAGGAUGCUCGUCCUUAAAAGUGGAGGGGUUUGAGCCAGAGUGGUUAUACAGUGGAGAGAAUUUUUCCAAGGUCCUGACUACUUUACUGGCAGUCAACUUCGCCACACAAGAUACUGCUGCUGAGAGAUGUUCUCAGACUGGCUCGUCCUCUCCUAGUCAGACCUCCUCGUCACACUCGCUUUUAUCGGCCAAAUCCAAAGGCUCUCUGCGCCGGCAGUCCAAAUCAGUGGAAAUGUCGGAGAACGGUGGGGGCGGGCUGCUCAUGGUAAAGGCCCGCUUCAACUUCAAGCAGAACAAUGAGGACGAGCUGUCGUUCAACAAAGGCGACCUGAUCCAUGUGACGCGGCAGGAGGAAGGUGGAUGGUGGGAGGGCUCGCUCAACAGCAAGACGGGCUGGUUUCCCAGUAACUACGUCCGUGAGAUCAAACCCUGUGAAAAGCCGGUGUCUCCUAAAGGGACUCAGCUGACCAAGAACUACUACAGUGUGGUGGUGCAGGAUAUCUUGGAACAUGAGCGGGAGUUUGUCAAGGAAUUACAGACCGUCUUGAGUUGUUACCUACGACCCCUGCAAGCCAGUGACAAGCUGACCAGUGCGGACAGCGCCACCCUGUGUGGAAACCUGGAGGAGAUCCUAACCUUCCAGCAGGGGCUGUGUGUGGCUCUGGAGGACUGUACUAAGGUUCCAGAGGGGCAGCAGCGAGUAUCUGGCUGCUAUUUAAACCAUAUGGGUCAGAUCAAGAAUCUGUAUCUAAGUUACUGCUCCAGCCACCCCUCAGCUGUCUGCAUCCUCACAGACCACAGUGAGGAACUGGACAAGUUCAUGGAGAGCCAGGGAGCAAGCCCUCCAGGAAUCCUGACCCUCACCACCAGCCUCAGUAAGCCCUUCAUGAGGCUCGACAAAUACCCGACCCUGCUGCAGGAGCUGGAGAGACAUGUGGAGGAAGCUCAUCCAGACUAUACUGACAUCAUAAAGGUUACGGCAGCAUUCAAGAGCUUAGUGGCACAGUGCCAGGACCUGCGGAAGCGCAAAAAUCUGGAGCUGCAGAUCUUGUCGGAGCCCGUGCGGGGCUGGGAGGGAGACAGCAUGAAGAGCCUGGGUCAUGUGGCCUACAUGUCCCAGGUCCACAUGAGAAAUGGAUGCAGCGAGGACAAAGAGGAGCGAUAUCUGAUGCUUUUCCCUAACGUGUUAGUUAUGCUCUCUGCCAGUCCCCGGAUGAGUGGGUUUAUCUAUCAGGGAAAACUGUCCCUGACGGGUACCACGGUAACGAGACACUUGGAAGAUACAGACACCGUUUAUGCGUUUGACAUCACAGGCAGCAUGAUCGAUCGUAUCGCAGUCUUCUGCAGUAGCGCCCAGGAGCUGCAGGAGUGGCUGGAGAACUUGCAGCCUUUUACCAAAGGAGGAAGCCCUGCAGGCACCAUUUCAAAGAGUGUAGACGGCAAGUCACUGAGCCUGGUUGGUACCCCGACACACCUCUCCCACCUGGGCAGUCUCAGCGCGACCAGUGGCAGACCGCUGGAACCGCCAAAGAUCAGCAAGCCCUGGUCUCUCAGCUGCCUGCGUCCUGCUCCGCCUCUCAAACCCUCCGCCGCUCUUGGCUACAAAGAGAGGAUGUCUUAUAUCAUGAAGGACUCCAGUAAGAGCCCACGGCCCAUGAAGAAAUUCCUGCCUGGCAACAAGAAGAAGGAGCGCAAGCCCUCUGAUGACGAGGUUCAGAUAAGGAGAAGCAUGGCCGCUCUGGAGGAGGAUGCUCAGAUUCUUCGGGUGAUUGAGGCGUAUUGCACAGGAGCCAGCCUGCACCAGACAACCACCGCGGUGCGGAAAGAGUGUGUCCCUCAGGUGCUUCUGCCGGAGGAAGAGAAGAUCAUUGUAGAGGAGAUGAAGAGCAACGGGCAGACGGUUAUCGAAGAAAAGAGCCUGGUUGAUGCUGUUUAUGCUUUAAAGGACGAAGUUCAUGAAUUGAAAAAGGAGAAUAAGUGGAUGAAGCAGUUUCUGGAAGAGGAGCAAAAGUCUCGGAAAGAGCUGGAGAGACUAGUCCGUAAACUGUCCAAGCAGAAGAAUGACUGUGCUUGGGAGGACAGCAGCCACUGAACAGAUCCACUCAGUCACCCUCAUCCUUUUGUGGCGCUGCUUGUGAGCAGUGGUGCACGUUGGCCCUACUGUGCAUUUGUUUAUCUACGUUGCGUCUUCACAUUUCACCUUCACAUCGCAGAGACAGACUCCCUCUCUGUCGAUGACAUUUGGAGCUUCUGCAAGUCCCGGAGCUCGAUUGAAAAAUGAUCCGUUUUCCUGUUCCAGCCGAAGCUACCUGAGACUACAACCACGCUUCCUCCUUAUGCAAGCUCAGCUAAACCUAGAUGUUUCAAACAUACUUGCCCCAUGGCAUGAGGCACUGUGAACUCUACCCAUCAAAUGGAACCAUUUUGGACAAGUCAAGCUCACCAUGGUUAUAAUUUUGCUUCAGUUUGAAAAUGACUGAAAAAGGAGUGCGAAGCCAUUGAAUCUAACAGACUUUCUUAUGCAUGCACCUCAUUUCAAAGAGGACUGAUUAACUUUUUUCAAAUCACAACUUUGCUAUUGUCAUAUUUUGAAUUGUUAUAGGGAUCCCAUGCAAGGAAAGUGGACCUAUUGCGCUUUCUUGAAUAUGCAGGAUUUUUCCAUUUCUUUUUCCCACCAUUAUUAUGUAUCCACAUCACAUGUGUCCAGGCGGUUAUUGACAUUCAAGCAAUCAGACAGAUGAGCUCAUCAGCAAACCGCAUGAAUGUAUAAUGUUUCUACAGUACGAGUUCUGCAUCAGAAAUGUAAUCAAUAUAUUCAGAUAUACUGUAGACUCCAAAGUCAUCAGGGAUGCAUAAUAGAAUAGGAAAAACUAAAAUCUAUAAUUAUUUGAGUAUUCUUGUAAUAAUAAAUGGUACAAAGAGUAUGGUUAAUCUUCUUCCUUAAAUAUAAUCAAGAAUCCUUUUAACAUGUUGAAUAUACAGUAUAGUAUUGCUUUAUUCUGGAUUUUUUUUUUCUUUUUUUUUUUUUUUAAAGCAACCUAUAUUUAUUUUUUAACCCAAGCUUUUAAGUGCGUCAGCCUCAGCUUUGACACCUUUUAGAUUUACCUGGCAUUUCAUUUUUCAAACAAAAGUGUCUGUGUGUAUAUGUAUAUACACACAGACAUACAUAGAUAUGUGUGUGUUAUAUAUAUAUAUAUAUAUAUAUAUAUAUAUAUAUAUAUAUAUAUAUAUAUACACACGGUAUAUAAAUAUGUACUUACACAUAUAUACACACACGUCCCUGUUUUGGUGGGAAAUGUAUUAAAAAUGUGUUGAUGUGGACAUAGCCAUAGAUUUUUUAUUUUUUUUUUCCAAUCACAAAAGAGGAAAAAUAACUUAAGUAAUGAAUCUGCCUUGAGAAGUCAGAGGUUUCAUGUUGAGUGAUCGUCGGUAACAGACACUGACUAAGGAAAUAAGCAAAGAGAGAUUUCCUACGCUCGUGUUGAAUAGUGUUCAAUUGUUUAAGUGCCUCCCGAAGAAGUCAAUAAACUGAAAAACGGGACAUAUGCAUAAGUUGGAUGCAAAGUUUCAACAAUAAUUUGUUGUAAUAAUUUAGUUUUAAAUGACGAAAGUGAAAUGGGUAUAUAAAUAAUUAUUUAUAUAUUUCAAGUCUAGUGACAAAUAGGGCUUCGCAUGUUAUUUAAGAUGUUGCUUCUUUCCGAGGACCCACAGUGGUACAUUUCCUCCUGAGGUUAAAUGAGUUCACUGUCGACACUGUUAUCUGGUCUUGCUGCGCUGCACGGUAGCCGUGAAUGUCAUUGAAAUGCAAUAAGUGACUGCUCUACUGGCUGACCUCUGGGGAAGCUCAAGUAGUAGUUGGUCUGAUUUGAAGAACUUGCAAUAACAAUGAAUUAAUUAACCCAAUUUUCUAUUUUUUUUUUCUUUUUUGACCAAAAAGAGCCAGAUGUCCAGCCACAGCAGUCCCUGCAUUCAUUUGCCUUUUAUUCAGUCACAACUGUU
Cololabis saira (Pacific saury) is the source of this 4377-nucleotide messenger RNA. RefSeq names its product Rac/Cdc42 guanine nucleotide exchange factor (GEF) 6 (gene arhgef6). The transcript is spliced from 22 exons. Gene Ontology annotation, molecular function: guanyl-nucleotide exchange factor activity; protein binding. Lineage: Eukaryota; Metazoa; Chordata; Actinopteri; Beloniformes; Belonidae. Bases 155 to 2470 code for a protein of 771 amino acids. The record is from RefSeq and is a predicted model, not a curated record.